Penicillium daleae is the source of this 3207-nucleotide messenger RNA. RefSeq lists its product as uncharacterized. The transcript has 4 exons. NCBI's taxonomy places the organism in Eukaryota, Fungi, Ascomycota, Eurotiomycetes, Eurotiales, Aspergillaceae. The record is from RefSeq and is a predicted model, not a curated record. Bases 1 to 3207 code for a protein of 1068 amino acids.
AUGGCUGUUUCUAAUGACGCUGAGCCAUGGGCCGAGGGCGCAGAGAAAUACAGGGGCCAACGCCUACUACCCCACGUUAUUGACUAUUACGCCCACCAUGAGCCCGAUCGUAUCUUCGCCGCCAUUUCUAAGUCUGAGAGCGUCGCCAAUGGCUUCCAGGAUAUUUCUAUGAAGAAAAUGGCUACGGCUGUGGACCAUAUGGCCUGGUGGCUUGAUAGAACCCUGAAGGGUAGUAAAAAACGGCGGACAUUGGCCUAUAUUGGCGCGGCCGACUUGCGAUAUGCGAUUAUGCUACUGGCAGCUAUGAAAUGUGGAUGGAGGACCAUUUUUAUCUCACCGCGAAACCCCGCGAUUCUCAACCUCGGCCUACUCCAGCAGGUCGACGUCAACGCGCUUCUUUAUGCAGAUGUUCUGCGGUCAAUGGCCAAAAGUUUGCAGAAAUUUGACCCCUCGAUGUCUUGCAAGCAGGUACCCUCAAUGGCCGAUUUUAUCAAGUCACAAGCCCCACCGUACCGCUUCGAGGCUUCAUGGCACGAUUUAAAAGAUGACAGGUGCUUGAUUUUACAUUCGUCUGGAUCUACAGGCCCGCCAAAGCUGGUGCAUCUCACCCAUUACACAUUGUCUUGCACGGAUAACGAUCCCAAAGUACCUGUGCCAAAGGGUCGACGACCGCAAAAUGCGGCACAAUUCCACUUUGAUCCACCAGGGCGAUUUUACUCUUGCUUCCCACCAUAUCAUCUGGCUGGUGUACAAUCAUUUCUACUUCUGCCUGCCUUCUCACAGACGGCAACAGUUGUAAUGGGCCCGCCUAUGAUGCCUCCAAGUGGUUUCUUGGUCGAUGCAAUUAUGAAACAGCAGGAUGUUCGAGCUCUUUAUCUACCCCCUUCUAUUAUUGAACAAUGGGUACUAGAGCCAUCCGCCUACAAACAAGCAGAGAAUCUGGAUUUCGUGCUCUACAGUGGCGGUCCAUUGGUAGACAGUGUUGGAAAUCGCCUGGACGAGAUCACGGAUGUCUGCCAAAUGUAUGGUUCCCUCGAGAUGGGCCAAAUUCAAAUGCUCGUGCCCAGCCCGGGAGAGUGGAGCUAUUUGGAGCCCAAUCCGGCUGAGGAAUGUGACUUCCAGGAAAUAGAUGAGGGCGAAGGCGUCUACGAGCUGGUAUUGCAUCCCGACAAAAAGUUUAUCGGCCAGCGUUCUCUUGCCCAUACAUUCCCCGAUGUCACGGGCGAAUGGCGCACCAGGGACUUGUUCAAGCCUCACCCAUCGAAGCCUGGAUUGUGGCGCUUCCACUCGCGCACUGACGAUAUCAUCGUGCUUGCCAGCAGCCACAAAGUUUGGCCUAUCCCUAUGGAGCAGACAUUAGCCGGCGACCCUCUCAUUGCAGGUGCUUUGAUGGUCGGCAAUGGCCGUCCCGAAGUGCUUCUCCUGGUUGAGCCACGGCCCGGACCGCAAGUGGAUCGGAUGAGCAAGAAAGAAUUCAUCGACUCUAUCUGGCCCACGAUCGCGCAGGCAAACGCGACUGCACCCGAGUAUGGCAAGAUCCGCCGAUCGCGAAUAGUUCUCAGUCAACCCAACCUGGGAUUCUUCCAAGCUCCCAAGGGAACCAUCUCGCGGAAGCCAACUGAAUCUCUGUAUGCCGAGUACAUCGCUGCAGCCUUCAUUGACGGUACCACAGACGAACAGAGUGAGGUGGGCAUCCUGGAGAAUCACUGGCUUGACGAAGCCAAGAGAUUCAUUGGCUCUGUUGUGCAUGAUAUCCGACCAGAUAUCACUUUGAAAGAAAGCGAUGACUUCUUCGUUGCCAAAGCCAUGGACUCUCUGACAGUUCUGGAGCUUGGGCAGAAGUUGAGGUUGAGUCUGCUACGGCGCAUGAACCCGGACAAGAACACGAUCAACUUUUGGCUUCGUACAAUCUUUGAGAAUCCGUCUAUCGAGACUCUGGCUAAAGCCACGCUUGACGCUGUCUUUGGCCAAAGUGACUCAGCCGAAUACAACUCUCUGGGUCUCAAUAUGGAGCAUGUGUUGGAAGAAUUCGUGGCUCAAUUACCAGAGCCGAGUGGAUUGAAGCCAGGAGUUGAGCUUCCCACGGAGGAUAUCAAGGUUGUACUACUAGGCUCUCGAGGUCGUCUAGGUCCUUAUAUUGUCAAGGACCUGCUCAAUGACCCCCGUGUGGCCGGCAUCAAGUGUCUGGACCGCGGCGGCAGUGGCCAAGCAGAAUUCCAGCGCCGUGUCAAUGAACUCGGUCUAGACGUGGAUGCUAGUAAUGCACGGUUACAAUUCAUUUCUAUGGAACUCUCUCAUCCGAGCCUGGGUCUCUCCCAAAGACAGAUGGAUGAAAUUCUGAACCACGCCAAUGUUAUUAUCCACAAUGUCUGGGCUGUCAACUUCGCACUAUCACUGUCCUCUUUUAAGCCCGAGAUGUUGAAGAGCAUCAAUACGGUCAUUGAAAUCGCAAACAUGGCCCCAUCCCGGCCUCGCAUCGUGUUCGCAUCCAGCACCGGCACAGUAUCAGCCUGGGCUAAGGCUGUGGCCCCGAAUGUGCCCGUCCCGGAAGAAGUCAUCAAGUGUGCCAACGCCGCGACAUUGACCGGUUAUGCUCAAUCAAAGCACGUCGCAGAGCGACUGCUAGCCGCCGCCGGUGCUAAGCUCCAAAUUCCCAUCUCCAUCCUUCGCGUUGGGCAAAUCGCCGGCCCAACUACAAUAAGAGGCGGCGGCAAAUGGGAAAGCCACGACUGGAUGCAUUCCCUCGCCCUUCUCUCCAAGGCUUGCGGCCUGGUCCCCUCUGACGUGGCAGAAAUUGACUGGAUUCCCGUUGAUCAAGUCUCACGCAUCGUGACUGAUAUCACACUGCAGGAGAAACAUGAAGGCGAGACCGGGACGCCCUUUGUCCAACUUUACAACGUGGUGCACCCGCGACCAAUUCAAUUCUCCGUGUUCGCAGAUGCCUUGCAAUCGUGUAUUUCUUCAUCUAGGCAGGUAGGUUUCCACGCCUGGGUUGAUCACCUUGCGGGUCUGACGCCGGAUAAGCUUUCAAAGGAAGCUGCGGCCGAGAAGACGCGCAUCCUGCCAUUCUUCCAGGCUAUCGUUGAAGAGCAGUAUCCCAAGUUUACUCUCGAGAAAGCCAAGAGAGCUAGCACAGUAAUGGAGGAGAUGGAGCCUAUUGAUAAGGAGAUGCUGACGAGGUGGUGCCAACAGUGGACGAAAGCUUAG